This is a messenger RNA of Salvia miltiorrhiza (redroot sage), 2418 nucleotides long. RefSeq lists its product as uncharacterized. The transcript is spliced from 14 exons. Lineage: Eukaryota; Viridiplantae; Streptophyta; Magnoliopsida; Lamiales; Lamiaceae. Bases 325 to 2004 code for a protein of 559 amino acids. The record is from RefSeq and is a predicted model, not a curated record.
GAGCAGAAAAAAAUGGCGAUUUAAUUGAGGGGUUUUUGAAUGGUUUUUAGUUGACAUAUUUACAAACACCUAAAUAGCAGCUAACAACAACUUCACUGGAGCCGCCAUUGAACUGAGCUUCUUCAAUUCAGAGCUACCUCUCUCAAUCAAAUUGUGAAAAAAGCACCUAGAAUCCCAUUACACAACAGAAUGAGCGAUUGAUGAGUGUGCCGAUGAUUGUCUGUAAUAGCAGAAGAAGAGGUAUUUGAAAGAAGUUGGGGAAAUCGAAUUUGGGUUUGCAGGCUUGAAAAAUCUGUCGCCGUCGCCAUGUCUAGUUGAUUAUCAAUGGCGAACGCUAAACCAUGGCGGAUCAUCCCAAGACCCCUGCUGGAAACAGUGCUCAACAAUCACGUGCAGCACCACCGCGUGCCUCAGCCUCUCAUCCUUCAUGGCCCCCGUGGCUAUGGAAAAACCACCCUUAUUCUUGAACGUCUAUUUGAUAAAUGGAAUACUGGCCCGCACGUUACUGGUUAUGUCGACUUUGCAGAAUCAGUAAAGGAAUACCAUCCAAAGCAUGGGCAAUCAUAUCCAUGGACAUCGUGGACGAUGUGUCCGCCUCCUAAACUUGUUACGCUGAAGGCUCAGCUUGAGAACUGCCUUGAGUCAAUGGCCCAGAGGGCCAUAAAGCUUGGGACUAUUAAUUCCCACCAAAUAUUUAAGACUCUUACCAAAUGGCACAGUCCAACCACGGCCCUCAACCAGAUUUUGAAUGUUAAGACUGUUUCCAAAAUGCAUAUAGUUGAUAAAAAGAACAGGGUAUCCCCAUCAAAAUUGUGGAACACUGCAAUUUUUAAAUUUUCUUCUGCAUUAAAUGAGCAAGAGUUAGAUGGGGUUCUCGAUAAGAGCAUUUCUGUGGAGGAGUCAUCAUAUUACAAGGAAGCCAUGGCAGCACUGAAGUUGGCCAAAGAGGUGAUUAGGAUUCAAGGAAAGUGGAGGGAGAAUGCAAUUCAAGAUUUGAACAAUAGUGGUGGAUUUUCGCGUUCCCUAGGACAUUCUGCUACUGAUUGGCCUUGUUUGUUGCUAGAGUUAUUGUCUUUAGCUGCAGAAGUGGAUUAUUUUCAGCCAAAGCUGGUGAUAAACAAUAUAGAGCUUCUGAAAAAUGCUGCUUUAGAGAAUGAUAGAAUGAUAUGUGGAUCCACAUACCAUGACAGCCUGAUUUGGAGAAUAAUAGCUUUGGGUGCAAAUGAAAGGUGUCUUCCAGUCAUUUUUGUAACUUCUGAUGGCUACUACUCAUAUAAAGCUUUUAUUGAUUUUGGAUUUCCAGAUGUUUUCAUCUCCCGUGAGACAUUUGGAUGGACUCCGGCAGAAGCAAAAUUGCAUAUGGUUGAUGAUUAUUUUAGUCAGUCUGAGUGGGAAGUAAUUGUUGAGGUACUGGGGUCAAAUUCCCGACAUCUAUUUGAGGUUUAUGCUCUCAAGCUCAGUAAUUAUUACCAGAAGGAGAUGAACUUUGAGAAUGAGACUACAUUUGAAGAUAUCAUGGACCUAUAUCUAGCGUACUUGCAAGUAAGCGUUGUUAAUCCUGCUAUGGAUAAAGCAUUAUUGCUCGUAGAAAAGUUUGCUGAUGAUGCACAAAAUGGGAAAAUCCCAGAGGAUGUAUUACGAGUCGGUGCUCCUUGGAGGCAUCCCCCCAAAACAGAUGUUGCAGCAUGGGCGAAAAUUCAGCUAAUGGACUUCAUUCAGUCUCUAGUGAAUGCAGGGUUUGUGGUUAAUUACUUUGCUGACUGGAGCCUCGAGUUCUUGGAGGAUCCUGCCGCUGAUGCACUGCUACAGGUUGGUUUGUUGUACACCCAACGUGAUCCGUCUUUUAUUCGCCCUGUCAGCCGUGGGAUCCAGAGGUGCCUUGUUAGAUGGCUUGUUCAAGAACGGCUAAAUCUGAGCUUAAAGAACUCCGUUCGGUUCCACUGGCAGCGUGUCAUACGAGGCCGUAGCUAUCGGCACUUGUUGAAACAAGCUGGAGUGAAAUAGUGUAUGGUGCAUCAGGUUGUUCUUGUAUGGCCAAGUUAGUGAAAGAUGAACUUUACUAUGCCACUCCAUGAAAUUAAGUGGUUCUAUUUCAGGCAACACAGCAGCAAUAGUUCGUUUAUUGGUUCGGAGCACUCUUCUGUCAUCGAAACUAAACAUUGCGCGGCGGAAGUGAAGAUCCAAAUUUUAUUAUUGAAAUCAAACUGCAGAUUGAGAGUCAUAGAAAUAUCAAAUUCAUUUAGGAUACAAAUUUAGUUUGCAAUAUCAUGGUGUUUCUGUUAAAUAUCAGUUGAUGAAAUUUGUAUUAUGUGACCACAUUUUAAUUUGAGGAUGUGAAACUUACGUGGUGGUUUAUAUUUGUACUUUAAUUAGAUGAUUGUUUAAAACGAAAUAAAUCAAAUCUUGGUUGGAGUUAAA